AUGCAGAAUCCCAACCUGAACCAGCACACCACAGUCAUCGUGGGCACCCAAACUCUGACCAUCAAAAGGCAGCUGCGUGUGGCAGUUAUCGACCAGAGGAGCACCCUGAGGCCAUGGAAAUCCAUCUGGAACUACCAGACAGGUGUGAUUGCCACCAAAGUGACAUCAGAGGGAGUUUGCUACAUUUCCACCAUGGACAGGAAGCUGAUGCCCACCUUUGAUGCUCUGCCCAGACUGGCUGAACAGAACAAGCUCCUGCAGGUUCAAGGAAGACCUUCAAAGGAGGUCAUCUACGUCAUCAAGAGACCCAUCCUCAACCUCCAGUCCUACGGCCAAGAGAUCUCCACCCUGUGCAGAGGCCUCACAACCUACGAGACCUACGAAGUGUAUGGACCCCAAUACACUGUCAACCAGGGAUCCUGCUCCAGACUCGAUGUCCUCCACAUCCUGGACCUUGUCUACUGCCGUGCCAACAACAAGGCCUAA
Messenger RNA from Dryobates pubescens (Downy woodpecker), 486 nucleotides. Its product is annotated as gastrokine-1. Lineage: Eukaryota; Metazoa; Chordata; Aves; Piciformes; Picidae. Bases 1 to 486 code for a protein of 161 amino acids. The transcript has 4 exons. The record is from RefSeq and is a predicted model, not a curated record. Gene Ontology annotation, biological process: regulation of cell population proliferation.